Ostrinia furnacalis (Asian corn borer) is the source of this 1368-nucleotide messenger RNA. RefSeq lists its product as uncharacterized. The record is from RefSeq and is a predicted model, not a curated record. The coding region runs from base 439 to 1317 and encodes 292 amino acids. NCBI's taxonomy places the organism in Eukaryota, Metazoa, Arthropoda, Insecta, Lepidoptera, Crambidae. The transcript has 7 exons.
UCCAUAAUUUGGCUUGCCAACGGACACGAACAUAACUAGAAUGUCAUCGACCAUCUCGGCUGACCUUCGUGGUGGCCGAUUAAUUCCCCAAUCCAAGAUCAAGUCAAUAGGUUGCGGCGGCCUUGCGGGGUGACGUAACGCCGCCUGCCAUCCUCGGCGCGCGCGACUACACUACCGACCGAGCGUGAGCGCGCGCACCCGUAAACAAACAUUUAAAAUUCGAACGAUCUUCUUUUUAAAUUUUUAAAUUAAUUUCCUUAAUCCCCUUUACGUGUCAUUUAAUUUUGUGCCAGUGUCGUGUAUCGAUGUGAAUGUGAUAUUGUCAUGUGAUACCGAUGUGUGCUGCUGUCACUGGAGACUGAUUGAUUGGAAAACAAACGACGAUCGGUCUGCUACACAAUACAGUCGCGAAUCUGGCAUGACAUCUUACUGGGAAACAUGACGAGAAAAUUCCUCUUUUGUUUUCCCCUGCGGGCAGGAAAUAUUGUUUUUGGAUACAUUGUUAUUACGAUAUGCAUAGCGGUGAUCGGCUACAACCUAUACGAGCUAGGUCUCACUCUCAUCUCGCACGAGAACGAGCAUGACGACCGCUUCAGAAACUUCGAGAACCUCGAAAGCAUCUUCGGGACCUCGAAGACCGAGCUGGUCCGGACCGUCAGCAUGGCGUACAGCAUCAGCUACAUCAGUAUAGGACUCGCGCUAUUACUGUUUGCUGUUUUAUUCACUUGCGGUGCUUAUAAGUUGGCGGGUGAAGAAUAUCUAUGCCAUGCAUGCUACUGUCAUAUGUGGGAACGAAUAAACCAAGACAGUGCACAACCACUGUCUGCAACGAUGGGACUCAACGUGUGUGUUAUAUGUAGCAAGUCAAUUUUGGGAAUAAGGAGUCGCAAGCUCCUGGGAACAGAGAAGUCCAAACGAGGAAGAAUUGUUGCUUAUACUAUUGCAGAAUGGAUUCACCCUCGUGAGCUACAACCAUCCGAUGGAGUGUGCAUACCAUGCUGGUUACGAGCAAAGCGAGCCACAAAUAAAAGUCAACAAAAUAAUCGAGCAGAAGUAGUGCAAGAGAGAUCAUCUAACACAGCAACUGCCAACCAGUGCUUAGUGAGCACUUUCUUCGUGUACAGUUUCUUCCACCUGUUCUUCAGCGUGGCGCUGAUCGUGUGGGAGGCGCUGUCCGCCGGCUGGAUACAGCUGGGGCUCAUUGCACUCUUUGAUUUUCUCCUGAUAGUUUGCCUGUUCAGCGUAAAGUAUCUCAUGGAGGCGAUCCGCACUGGCCACAUCUACAGCCGCCCCGGGGAAGUGCUCUACAAGUAUUGACAUUAAUAAGAUACACGUUAUAGAACAAUAAGAGAGACAUCUUCUUAAAAU